This is a messenger RNA of Mya arenaria, 449 nucleotides long. RefSeq lists its product as uncharacterized. Bases 99 to 449 code for a protein of 116 amino acids. The transcript has 2 exons. The record is from RefSeq and is a predicted model, not a curated record. Lineage: Eukaryota; Metazoa; Mollusca; Bivalvia; Myida; Myidae.
AACCACAUUCUAUAAGAGGCAGCACUCGGCCCUAGUACCUUGCAGUGACUUGUAGCUUCUAUUUUGUUAACAAAAAAAGGACACAUUAAUAAAUCAAGAUGGAUCUAAGGACGUUUGCCGCAUUCUUGAUCAUGGCAGUCUGUUUCAUUAAGCAGUCGGAUGGUCAGAUCACUGCAUGGGCAGAAACUGGCGGUAAUUCAGCAACAAUCACAGGAGCAUCUGGCACUAUGACAGUUGCAGCCCUAUCGGAAAGCGUAGCUGCGAAUGGCGCACUGUUUACUGUGACUGCUACACCGACAGGCACAGACACGAUAGCUUCUUAUGCGUUCACAACAGGCGGGAACCCCGGCACCGCUGGUACUAUUGCCACUGCUACGUCAGGUGCUGUCACCGCCACGAAUGCUAUUAGUGAUUCUAUAGCAACAAGCUAUGUAUUUGAAAUCAUGUAA